CAGAUCCAUUUCCUGCUAAAUGGGAUCUAAUCCAUAGCAAAGCAAAAUGAAGUUUAUAGUAGCAUUCCUGUUGUGUCUGGUUGUUCACAGCUGUCUUUCCGAGAAAGUGAGAUAUGAUGGUUACAAAUUGUACAAAUUCACUCCGAGGACUGCUGAGGCGGUACAAGCACUGGUCGAGUUGGAACAAGGUGAUUUCUCGGAAUAUAAUUUCUGGAGCUCCGUAGGACCCGUAGGAAUACCUGUUCAGAUUAUGGUGCCCCCUUACAAGAUAUCUGAGGUGCACCAUUUAGCGGAGAGGGUGGGAAUCGAUGCAGAGGUGAUGAUGGAGAACGUCCAGGACUAUAUCGAUGCUGAGGAGCGUCCGGCGACUUAUGACACUGGAUUUGGCUGGGAGCGUUAUCACACUCUCAGUGAGAUCAACGAAUGGCUUGUGAAUUUAAGAGAUACAUACCCUGAAGUAGUGACACUAAUUGAAGUGAACGCCACCUACGAAGGGCGCACAAUUCUGGGCGUAAAAGUGCAGUAUCCUACCAGCAACGUAUCUCAAUCCGUAUUUGUGGAGUCAACUAUCCAUGCUCGUGAAUGGAUCACAUCUGCAACUACAACUUACAUAUUGAACGAGUUACUGACAAGCACCAAUACUACUAUAAGCGAAUUGGCACGAAAACAUGUCUGGUACUUCUUCCCUGUGUUUAAUCCUGACGGAUUUCAAUUUUCACACACUACGGAUCGUAUGUGGAGAAAGACACGUGUCCCCCACAGUGUCCUCUGUAUUGGUGCCGACCCUAACAGAAACUGGGAUUACCAUUGGGGCGUUGCUGGUACAAGCAACAGUCCUUGCACAGAAAUCUACCGCGGUCCGGAACCCUUCUCAGAGCCCAGCUGUAGAGUUAUGUCCGAGUACAUCGACGGCAUUGCAGAUCAACUCCUGGCGUACAUCAGUUUCCAUUCCUUUUCGCAACUUUUGCUGAUACCGUUUGGUUAUACACAUGAACAUAUAGGCAACUAUGAUAAAAUAUACCAGAUUGGCCUAAAAUCCGCAGAAGCCCUAGCUCAACGGUUUGGUACUCAAUACAGGGUUGGAACUGUUUACGAAACUAUAUAUCCAGCUGCUGGAAGCAGUCCUGAUUGGGUUAAAGGCAAAUAUGGAACGCCAAUAGUUUACACUUACGAACUUCGGGAUUUAGGCGUGCAUGGCUUUCUACUUCCACCAGAACAAAUCAUACCAACAUCUGAGGAAACUUUGGAUUCUUUCAUAACUAUAUUUAAGGAAUACGAAGCAUAUGAGACAAAUAAUGUAGUUUAAAGUUAAUGACCGAUAAUAAUAUAAUGGGUCUAGCAUUGACUUAAAUACAUGUCAAUGUGAUUGAAUUUUGUUUCAUUUUAUUUUUAACAAAUAAAUAUGGUCUAUCUUCCUAUGUAUACUA
Anoplophora glabripennis (Asian longhorned beetle) is the source of this 1427-nucleotide messenger RNA. RefSeq names its product zinc carboxypeptidase. Gene Ontology annotation, biological process: proteolysis. The record is from RefSeq and is a predicted model, not a curated record. The coding region runs from base 47 to 1306 and encodes 419 amino acids. NCBI's taxonomy places the organism in Eukaryota, Metazoa, Arthropoda, Insecta, Coleoptera, Cerambycidae. The transcript is spliced from 6 exons. Gene Ontology annotation, molecular function: zinc ion binding; metallocarboxypeptidase activity.